AUGCGACCAACAACCCCGACUCCGGUCUCCAACUGGAGCAAAUCUCCUGCGCCUUUUGAUGCGGACGACGACAGGAACGGUUGCACAAGUCCGGUUGGCCUCCGAUUCGCAUGCGGAAGCAAACGACUUGAGGCGGUAGGAAAACUCCGCCGUGUCUCCAAAGACGAGCGCCGUUUCGCACCGCCGCAAGCCCGUAACAUGGCGCUGAAGAAACCGGCUUGGCUCUUAUCUCUCACCAAGGAACGCAACGGCCAUGCCCUGGAACGUCACGGUGUCCGCCAGCCCGAUGAACGAACCGACAUUAGCAAACGACAGCUGUUGCCGGCAGGCAGUCAUUGCCGGCGUCCAGGAUUAGAUGCGGGACGGAACCCACGGAAAUUGGCUUAUCGAUACCUUGCCGCACCUCACCUCACCGAGCGGCGAGACGAGAUCCUCAGCUCGACGAUUGAGGCGCAGACCGCGCAGUGCGUUUGCGGGUCGAUCGCCUUACCUCUGCCUGUCUUGCCCAAGCCUUGGAUCGCCGAGGACGACGCCCAGAGACAAGCAAACACUUGGCAGGACAACGUUCCAAGUGCUCGUGGCCGAGCCUCAUCGGAUUGCCCUGACACCAUGUUCCACGAUUAUGGCCGAGCGCUCGUUCGUGAAUGCACCCCCUUCCCCCCAGGUCGUUGGCGACGGUGA
This is a messenger RNA of Colletotrichum higginsianum IMI 349063, 681 nucleotides long. RefSeq lists its product as uncharacterized. The record is from RefSeq and is a predicted model, not a curated record. Lineage: Eukaryota; Fungi; Ascomycota; Sordariomycetes; Glomerellales; Glomerellaceae. The transcript is spliced from 3 exons. The coding region runs from base 1 to 681 and encodes 226 amino acids.